UAUUUUAGUUAUAUCUUGACGAUUUCUCUCUUAUGUGGCAUAAAAUCCGUGAGACACGCCAAGCCCGCGAUAAUUGAUGGGAUGGAAGAGGACCAUACAAAAUUGCACUUGUCAUAAUUACCUUUACUCUCCUUCCUCCACAUGAUUCCUUUUUUUUUUAGUGCAUAUAUGCCUUGACCUAUUCAUUCAUUACUACAAUGGCCGAUCUUGACGACGAAGCGCUCUUCGCCGAGCUCGAAAAAGAAGACGACUCGGCGUACCGCGCCCAGCGCCUCGAGCAGCUCAAUGCGGAGUUCGCAUCAACGACGAGUACCAGCACGGGGAGCAAGAACGUCACCACCCUCGAAAGUACGCACUACCCGACGCUCUCGAACGACCAGGCCCUACUCGACUUCACGACACAGACGCACAAAUGCGUGGUGCACUUUGCGCACCCGGAUUUCGCCCGCUGCACGGUGAUGGACGAGAAUCUACGAACCCUCGCAACUCUACAUCAUGAAGUACGCUUUGUGCGCGUCGACGUACGCAACACCCCCUUUGUGGUCGAGAAGCUCAAUGUACGCGUGCUUCCCUAUUUGAUUGCCUUCAAGGACGGGCUGGCUGUCGAGCGGGUCGUGGGCUUCGAAGGCUUGGGCGCCGGCACGGGAGAGAAAGACGGGGGCGAUUCUUUUAGUGUCAAGACUCUUGAGCGCAGGCUGCUGCAUAGGGGGAUAUUGCUCAAGGCUCGGCUGGACGAUUCGCAUGAUGGUGGUGCGGAUUCGGAUGCGGGUGAGAGUGGCCGCGAGGAUGCCCCGCGAAGGGGGUUACGGCAGGGGUUUAAGAAGAGCAGAAAUCAUGACGAUGACGAUGACGACGAUUGGGACUAGGAGGCCUUCACACCCCCCCUCUCUGCCCCUAAAAAAUAUUUUCAAUUGGGGCUGUGAUUUAGAUGAUCUGUGACUAGAGCUAUGAUGCCCUGUGAAGAGCGUAAGGUCAAGUCAGUGUCGAAUGGACAUAUAGACGAAGCACUGCCACCGUGUAUAGAAUGGCCGUGUGAAAAAUAGAUUUAUACCCUACAUCAAGUUAGCCCAAGUCAGACCUGCAACUUUUACAUACAAGUGUUACUGGUCUGCUUGGAUCAAUAGAAGUUGACGGAUAAGGCAUUGCCAGCAGAGAGCUAACUGCAAUGGACCAAGGAAAUAAGUUGAACAAUAUAAAUAGAAUAGUAACACAUAGGAUUGCCAGGAAAAGAACAGGAACAAGGAUACUGCAUGCUCAUUGAUGUAAAGUUACAGGUGCAGAAAACAGGAUAAAA
Molecule: messenger RNA, 1294 nt
Organism: Penicilliopsis zonata CBS 506.65
Lineage: Eukaryota; Fungi; Ascomycota; Eurotiomycetes; Eurotiales; Aspergillaceae
Exons: 1
Coding region: 198-866 (222 amino acids)
Cellular component (GO): cytoplasm
Source: RefSeq, a predicted model, not a curated record